AUCAAAUAAUCUAAUUUUCAUAAUUUCAUUACUUAUAAAAUUGUAAGUUUUUAGCUUAGUUAACUUCUGCCUUUCCCACGAUUAUUUUCUAUCGCACCUCUCCCGUUUUUCUAAUUACCAGCAGGGAGCAGGGCUGCAGGUUGUAAAACACACAAUUCAUAUCCUGUGGACUUUGUUUCCAGUUCCCCAGUAACAACAUCCAGAUUCGUGCAGGCCCAGCAGUCAACAUUUAAGAGAUUUCUACAUAACAUGUCGAAAAUUAAACUGCCUGCGCAGCUGCUUGUUGCCUUUGCCGGGUCGUUAAUUAUCGCUGUUUACCUCUGGGAUCGUAAUGGAGGUUUGGAUGUCAGCCCUAAUCCUCUAAACUAUCAAGAAGAUGCUGAUGACCGAGUUUUGCACCGCUUCAAAAGGAAUUCUUUUAGCACCAGGCUGCAAAACAUUUACCAGCAAUUUGGAAAAGUUGACAAGUGCUGCCAAUUUCCUCAGUUUAUUCCAAACAAUGCCGAAGAAGCCUGCUCUUAUUUAAUCAAAGGAAUAGUCGACAAAAGCCAAAAGCAGAAAAAAGGCAGCAAUAAAGCACAGGACACAAAAUAUUGGUUCAACAAAAUCAAACCGUACCUAACAUCAACCAUUCAAAAGAAGCCAGCAAUAAAAGGAGAAGCUCAGAAAAACAUGUUCUCAUUUGUGUGCUAUAUGGACUGCAUGUUCUCUUACAUGCAAUUGCUGAACAUGUCCGCAUUUAACCUGGAUGAAGUGGAAAAAACGUUUGUAACAACAGCAACAACCUCAGCAGAAAGCCUCGGUGGUGGCAAAAGCAGUGCUGACUGGGGUGGCUUGACCCGAAACGCUCUUUACGAUUGCGAGCAAAACUCAGCAUGUAUUUCACCAGAAACCGUGAAAGUUGGCAAAAAUUACUGCUCCGUCAAACCCGUCAUGCUGUUCAACUGCAUGCAGAAAGCAUUGUGCCUUAAUCCAGCAGCACGUGUCAAAAACACCUACACCUGUAACACUGGCAUGGCCCAGUUGCGUAAAACCGACCUGUUUAAGGUUCCCGGCAAUUAAAAAUGAAAUGAUAAAUAAUUUGAAACUUGAGUACUUUCUCAAUAAAAAUUGAAUUCUUGAUUGAAAAUUUCACUUUUCCUUUGCUCCCACAGUCAAUAUAUCAGCUCUCAAUAAUAUUUUGUAGCUGGAAAUUUU
Molecule: messenger RNA, 1197 nt
Organism: Neocloeon triangulifer
Lineage: Eukaryota; Metazoa; Arthropoda; Insecta; Ephemeroptera; Baetidae
Exons: 10
Coding region: 250-1062 (270 amino acids)
Source: RefSeq, a predicted model, not a curated record